Messenger RNA from Tribolium castaneum (red flour beetle), 617 nucleotides. RefSeq lists its product as hypothetical. The transcript is spliced from 4 exons. Lineage: Eukaryota; Metazoa; Arthropoda; Insecta; Coleoptera; Tenebrionidae. The coding region runs from base 41 to 586 and encodes 181 amino acids. The record is from RefSeq and is a predicted model, not a curated record.
GAAUACACAUAAAGGCUUGUUUGUGCACCGAUGCAUCAAAAUGAAAUUUUUAGCAGUCGUUUGUGCUCUGCUCGGGGCCGUCAAUUCGGAAGCGCAGAGCGGACCGGUGGGGCCCAUGAACUUCCACGAGGUCAAAGAUUGCGACCCCGUGGACAAUAAAAUCGACCUACAGGUGAAAAUUUCCUACAGUGGGGACCACAGCGACAGUGCGGAAAUCUCCUUCAACCUGCCGGAGGAUUACGGGGACGAACUUGAAGGGUAUAUUUCCAUCGAUAAGUUCGAAAACGACGCGUGGAAAGACGGCAUUUUCGAGCAGAGUAAGCCGUUGCUCGAUUUCUUGGAAUCGUUCGGUGGACGGGCUUGGAAAAAUUUCCGGAAUGAGAUUAAACCAAAGAUUGAAAACCCGCGACAAAUCCCGGCUGGGGAGUACAAUUUGGCCUAUUUUAAGGAAACUUAUCUCGAUUUGGACAUUCCCCAAACUUUCUAUGGCCGGUUUAGAGUCACGAUAAUCGUAAGCAACGCAGAUGAGCCCCUCGUUUGCAAACUGGUCGAAGUAACCGUCUCCCAACCCACCCCAGGAUUUUAAUUAAUCAAUAAAAAAUUAAGUGUUUAAAAAA